AUGGCAGGAUCGCAGCCAGUAAAGGACCUGUUGGACGUGUUCAUUGACGAGGUAGAGAGUUCGCACAAGCGAAAGUCCAAUAGCAAGACACACAGACACAAGGGGUCAUCUGGAGAAGCUGGUGCAGCGGGGGAUGUUGGGGCAGCGGGGGAGGCUGGGGAAACGGGGGAGAGUGGAGCAACAGCGGAAGUUGGAGCGGCAGGGAGGAUUGGGGUAGAAAGAGCGUCUGAGGCCGCAGGAGUAAAGGCAGCAGAUAUUGGGGCGUUGAGAGGAGGGGAGGUGAAAGGAACAGCUAUUGGGGCAUCCCAGGGUGAGGUAGAGGGGCGAGCAACAGAAGGGCGGAAGGGAGGUGAGGAGGAAGAUGGGAUGGGGCCGCGAGAGAAAGGGCGGGGUUUGGAGUGCACAUUAGAUGAGCGCUCAUCUAAUAGUAAGGCGGCUGGACCAGAUACAGAAGUAGCAACAGCAACAGCAGCGCCAGACUCAGCUCCUUUACCUACAGAGACAUAUGUUCUGAAUAAUCCGGCUUGCGAGCUUGCAAGGCACGCUGGCGCCACAUCGGAUGCCACGUCAGAUCCUCAUGCUGGGAGCUUAAGCACAAACGGUCCUCCUCCUCCUGUUCACAGCGACCCUGCUACAGCCUGCUCCGCGGAUUCAGUGCAUCUAGACAAUCCCAAGGGCGCCUCGGGGAAGGCUGACAAUCCCAAGGCUGGUUCAGGGGAGGUGAAAAAUCCCGGAGCUGCACAACAGGAUACAGGGGAACCAGCAGGCUUAGGUUCGGGAUGUACAGACCAGGCAGGUAGCUUCGGUGGUGUGGUUCGGGCCAGCCCUGGCGAGGCUGAAGCAGGGGCGGGUUUUGAGGGAGAGGUUGGGAGAGUAGGUUCGGGGAGAGACGGACCUGUCGUCCGAACCUGGGAGGUUGACCCGGAGCGCCGAGCCAAGAGCUGGAGAAGAGACGUGGAGGCCGAGUUCUCUAGGGGUGAAAAGAAGAGAAGAGGCUCGAAGGCGCAGGUAGUAACAGCUCCGGAAGCAGCAGGUGUGGGCGAUGGGGAUGGUGUAAGCAGAGGACCAACGGUUGUGAUUGACUCUGGAGCGGAGGCAGCUAAUAAGGAGCGUCAGAUGGAGCAGCCCGUACGUGCUAUUGGUAAUGCAGGUACAGGGGAGGGCGGAGGGGGCGAUAGAAAGGAGGGCGGGGGCACGUAUGUGAAUUUAGACGCGCCUCUGAUUUCGUCUGGUGAGGGGGAGGGUGGUGGUGGCACGUACCUGUUUGCAAUGAAGCUGCGACGAGUGAGGAGCUCGGGAGAUGUCACGAAAGGGGAUGUCUCUAAAGGGGAUGUUGUUUCUAACGGGGAUGCUACUGACGCGGAUGUUGUCAGCAGCGGCGCUGCACCUGCGAGUGCUGGGGUGAAGGCCAGGCAGGAGGGGAAGGGGAGCCUGUUGGGUGUGCUGGAGCAUGAGUGCAUGGGGGAGGGGGAGGGAAGGAGUAAGGAGGAUGAGGAAAGAAGCAAGGAGGGUCAGGAGGGGAGGAAUGAGGAGGCGGAGGGCCAGGCUAGCCCCAGCAGCAGUAGGCCGGUGCAAGGCAUGCAGAGAGACAGUGGCUUGGUGAUGCGGGGAAAUGGUGCUGUGGUGCAGAGGAAGCGAGCACUGACGGGUGAGGAGAACGCACAAGGAGGAGAUGAGAGGGAGGGAGGGCAGGGAAGCCGAGGGCAAAGGGAGGCCGAGGAGAAUGGUGGUGGCGGGGGUGGUGAUGAUGAUCUGAUGCUUACUGGCAGCUUCUCCUGCUUCGCCAGGAGUGUCUCCGCCAACCUUCCCCCAGCCUCCCCCAGGUCACCCUCCCUCCAACGCCCUCUAGCCUCCUCGCCCCGGGCUUCAUCAGCCAAAAGGGGCGUGUCCAUAGUCCUUCCCACAGCCCCUGUCCCAACCUCCCCCAAUCCUACCUCCCCCAAGCCUCCCUCCUCCACGCUUCUUUCCCCCAGGCCUGCCUCCCCCAAGCCUGCCUCCCCCAAGCCUGCCUCCCCCAAGCCUGCCUCCUCCAAGCCUGCCUCCCCGAAGCCCACCUCCCCCAAGCUCUCCUCCCCCAAGCCCGCCUUUGCCGAGCCUACAUCCCCUAAGCCUGCUGCCAAUGCUGCCUCCUCUGCUCCUGCUUCUCCUGCUGCUGCCACCUGUGCAACCACCGCUGCUGUCACUGCUGCUGCCGCUGCUGGUUUGGAGCAGCAAGAAGCAGACGAAGACGCCCUUCUCCUCUCUCUUGAAUCACACUCGUUCAAGUGCAUAAGCAGCAGCAACAAAGCCAUCCAAUUAAUGGCACGAUCGCGCAGCGAUCCUGACGCUCCAUCGGCAUCUCUGCUUGAUCCAAUGGCUGACGUCGUCCUUCCUCCCCACUUCCCCACCCUUCCCCAUCUUUUCACCCCUCCUCGCCUCGCCACUCCCCCUCGUCCACGCUCUCGGGGAGGCUACAGUAAACUGCAGGUAGAUCUAGCAAUCAUCACGACUGUAUCGGAUUUUAUCGGAUUUGAUUUGUUUGGGGAUGGGGAGGAGGAGAAGGGGGGAGGUGCGUCUGGAGAAGGUGAGUCUGGGGCAGGUGGGAUGGACCCGUGGGGUAUGGUUGCUGCUGUGGGUGGGUCGCUCUGGCCUAUGAGUGACUGUACAGAGGGAGAAGAAGCGGCACAAACUGGUAAGGUGCAAUUGAAUUCCGCAGAGGUGCUUGUGGUUGAUUCUACAGAGGGUGACUGUAUGGAGGGAGAAGAGGCAACUCAGGAGGUGCUAGAUGAUGCAGCAGGUGUGCAAGAGAUGAGUGGGGAGGAUGUGACUAAAAAGGAUGUGAAUGGGGAGGAUGUGAUUGGAGAGAAUGUGGCUGUAACGGCAGCUGAAGGGGUGAUCGAAAGCAGAGGGCAGGCAGAUGGGACUGUAGAGGAUGUGAGUGUUGCUGAGGAUGUGUCUGGUGGCGAUGUGACUGUAAAGGGGGUGAUCAGCGAGAAGGUGCAUAUAAGGGAGGUGAUUGUAGCAGCCUCGGCAUUGUGGAGGGACGUGAUUGAGCACCGGGAGGAUGUUGAUAUGGCUGUAGAGGGGGCUCUGGUGGAUAGGGUUACCACACGGAGUGAUGAGGGAGAGAAGGGAAGAGGCAUGGAGGAGGCGGAGAGCAGAGUGAAACGAAUAGGUGCGGGUGCUGAUAUGGCUGCUGAUGUGGCUGCUGAUGUGGCUGCUGAUGUGGCUGCUGAUAUGGAUGAUGUGGAUACUACAGACGAUAAGGUGCCGAGCUGGCAGCAGGUGUGCAAGCAGGGGGAGGUGAUUGUAACGAAGGCCAAGCUUCUUAUGAGGCUGGUGGCAGUGGCAGGCGUGGUGAGAGCGAUAGAGGCUGCGGCAAACGUUGAGGAGGUGACUUGUGAGGCGGCGCCUGUCAUGGGGAAGCGGCGAGAGAAUUCAGGGGUGAAGGGAAGGAGAGAAAGAAUUUUGAUGAAGGGAAAGAGGGAAAGGUCAGGGGGUGUGGGAGCAGCAGGAGGGAAGGAGGGUAGAGGAGACAGGGAGGGUUCAAUGAAGGGGGAGGAGGCAGGGCGUGUGGUUGCUGGGGCGCCUGUGACAGAAACGAGUGUGCUUGUACGGGGGGCUGCAAGUUUCUUGGAUGAAGUGAGAGAUGGGGUGGGCAGGUUGAUUAAAGGAGUUGAUUAUAACAGAGGUACCACACCUGACGAUCUGCGGCGGGAGGGAAUAAAAUCCGCAGAUAAUAGAAUCUGCGGAAAUUUUGUCGUCAGCCAGAGUGACGCCGCCCAGAUUGCGCUGAGUCUUGUGGCGGCUUCUGUCCGGCAUUUUUGUCUUGUAGCAGAGGAGGGCGGUUGCAGGGAGGGCGGCAGCGGUUUGGGCAGGGAGAUGGGUGGUGUGCGGUGGGGUGGGAAGCUUCUGAGAAAGGCAGGGAGGAGCUGUGCUGCUGUGAUUCGUGCUGCUGCCAUGCUUGCAGGUAGGGUGAUUGGGGAAGAGUUUGGAGCGGAGGAGACAAGGGGAGAGGGAAGAGAGGGAGGAGGAGAAGGGAGAAGGGAGGGGGGUGAGGAGGAGCAAGAGGACGGGGUGCGAGCAGCAGCAGAUUCGCUACUGCAUGCCGCAGAGAGGCACUUAAGACUGAUGAAGGGCGUUGAGAGAAGGCAAGGGGAGCUGCAGCUCCUGCAGCAGCAACAGGGGCGGGAGAUGCAGGAGAAGCAGGUGCAGCAACAGGAUCAGUCGGUGCCAGAGGGGGUCUUGAUUAUCGACGAAAGCAAGGAGGGAGGCAGGGAAGUGAAAGGGGGAAGCAGGGAAGGUGGUCUCUUGGGUGAACUGGCAGGUGGUCACAUUGACAAGAGACAUGUGAGACGUGAGCAACGGGCUGCUGCUGCUGCUGCUGCUGCUGUUGCGGGUCUGGCUCUGCAUUUGGCUCACAACACUGAGAUGCUGGUGCUACCUUGGUACUUGCCUCCUGAUGGGCGUGCGAUUCUGCUGAGAGGAGGGAUGGGCAGGGGGAGGGCAAGGCGGGGGUUCUUGCUCAGCAAAAUUCUUUUCCGGGCAGCUCAGCUGGGCCAGGUGUUUCUGUCGCAUUGGACAGCCAGAGUACCUGAUUUUGCGGCGGAAAGUGAACCUGAGGAAGGGAGGGAGUGUGAGGGUUCGGGGCACAAAACACAGGCUGUAAGGGACGGAGCUGUGGUGCAAGGCCACGGAGCGGCGGACCCAAGGUUCACUGCUAGCCUGCCUGCUGCUGCUGAGAUUACCGCUGAUGGUGGUCUUGCUGCGCGCUUUGCUGCUGGCUUUGUGUGGCUGGUGCGGUGGUCAGGAGGGAUGGCUGCACUCGCAGAGGAGCUGGAGAAGCAGCAGCAGUACCAGACAGAGGGUGGAAGCGCAGGUGGUUGGGAAGAGAGGGGAGAAGGGGAUGGGGGGGUGAAGGGGCUACUAGUGCAGGCGGCAGCAGCUAGGGAAUUGGCACGCGACCUGCUGAUUCAGGCUGAAUUGCAGCAGUCCCAAGAAACGACUGAUGAGGUUGGGGUUACCACCGGUGUCCAUGCUCUUUCGGAGAGGAGUGGGGUUUAUCAUACUGAGGAUAGGCACAAGGAUGAGGUGGACAGUGCAGCGUGGCAGUCUGCCACUGGUGUGCUGAGUCAGCGCACUGCUUUGGCUGAGCUGGCGGGUGCGCAUGCUGAGUCAUGUGUCAGAUUCGCUGAGUCAGCAGCAGCUGGGUCGCCUGGUGACGCCUGGCAAGACCUGCUGCUGCAGGCGGAAGGGUUGGUGGUGGAAGCUUCCAAGCAGCUUCGGAUGCUGUUGCAGGCAAAGAAGCAACGAAGCAGCAGCAGGAGGCAGCAGAAGGGAUGGCAGGGCGGGUAUCCAACAGAAAACAGCUGCGAAUAUUAUGGCAGGGGUGGUUUAGAUUUUGUAAAUUAUGGCGGUAUGGACUGUUCAAAUCAUGGGGCUGAAGCAGCAUGUGAGGAUGACUCCUUGUUGCUGGCAGCACUGGUUGAGGAGGCUCAGUCCCAUCGCUCGCUGCUGCUCCAAGCAACGCAAGACAGACCAACGGAGAUAUGCGCAGCUAAGGCUGAAAGCAGGGUUCAUGGCUCAGGGGAGGCUGUGUCUGGGGGAGGUGCAUGUGACUCUGUACCAGAGUCACGAGCAGGGGUGCUGGUGUGCAGAGAGGAAAGGUCUUCUAUCCGUCGCUCUGCUCUGCUUCUGCGUCACCGUGCCUCAUCUCUCCUCCACCGCCUCUCCAUCCCAUUUCCACCUCCACCUGCUGCUGCUGCUGUGAUCCCUGGGCUUUCCCCAUCGUCACCAUCGUCCAACAGGCCUCUCUCUUCCUCCCCCACCACCAGUCACUUGGUCGUGUCAGCAGCAGCUACUGCAGCCAGGCUUGUGACCUCCUCUUCCCUCCUUGCUUCUCUCCUGCAAGCGCUUCUGCUUCUCUCCCCUGAUGAUCCCAGACCUGCUCCUGAUGCAUCACCAGCUUCUGCAGCCCUGCCUGCUGCUUUGCUGAGUCAGCAACAUGCCACCGUCCACUCACUCGCCCUUGCCCUUGCUGAUGUGGCAGCUGACCUGGACACGCAGCUAGCCAGGCUGGCAGACGCAUGCCUCCGCCAUGCUGCCUGCACUGAUCCUGCCGGUGCUGACGUGGCACUUGCGUAUUGGCUGCUGGACGCAGGGCAAGAGCUGGUGACUCACUCCCAUUGGCUCAUACAAGGAACAGGUAAAGGGAAGUCAGGCGUUACAAGUGUUACCGAUGUUACAAGUGUUACAGGAGCAGAAGCAGCAGCAGGACCAGCAGCAGCAGUGAACAGCGUGGGUUGUAUCGCUGCUUUGUCUCUCAGGCUGCUGAAAGUUCUCUUCUCCUUCUUUUGUGGCAUGCACCAGCCCUCCACCAAUGCUGCAUCCCCCAUUUCUUCCUUUUCAGACCGCCCUGCUCCAGUCGUACCCACCCUGCCUCUACUGCCCGCCUCGCUGACCUCUCGCCUGCAGCAGCUAGAAGCUGCUAUGGGCCUGCUAGUCCCUGCACAGGCACACGCGCACGGGAGGGCUUCUGAACCGCAGCAUCACAACCCACUGUCCCCCCCACAGCAAGGGCUCUCUGUGCGGAGCAAACAGGGCAGUGGCAGCAGUGGCAGUGCCGUGACAGCAGCACGCACUCUCUGUGUGUCGUGGCUUAGCCUGUGCUCUGAGGCCCUCUCUCUCAUGGCCGAUAUCCGCACUCGGCUGAGUCAGCUCUAUGUGCUUUCCCAUUCCCAUGACAGGGGGCUUGCACAUGCCCACUCUGCCACUGAUGCAGCAGCCGCGCCUAUCCCCUUGCUGAGACCCUUUAAACCCCAUCUGCCUAUAGCAGCAGCAGCAGCUGUUCCUGUGGUGUCUGCGCUGCUGCUGCGCUGCCUCUUGAGGCUGGGGGGUGCUGUGGCGGAGGUGUGGGGGGAGACUGGUGGGGGAAAGAAGGGGAAUUGGGGGAGCCGGGGGAAGAGUAGGGGCGGAAGGGACGGCAGAGGGAGUGAAGGAAGCGGCAAGGGUGGUGACGGGUUGGGAUUGGAAGGGGAGGAGGAGCUUUGCUGUGGAUGGGUGUACGCUUGGGAUAGUGACGGUUCUGCUGCUGCUACUGGCGAUGCUGGUUCCCACACCCCUGUCCCCCCUCUUGCCUCUGCAGCAGCAUCAGCAGCAGCAGAGGUCACCCUCCUGUCCUUGCUCCAUCACAACAUGCCCUUCCCACUACCAUCCCCAUUAUCCGACCACAAAAGUUCGGGACAAGGUAGAAAACGGGAGGAAAGGGGCGAGCUAGUGGAUAGUCAUGGAGGGGAGAGAGGAGGAGGGGAGCAGACAGAAGGAGGAAAAGAGGGAGAACAAGUCAAGGAGCCGUUUCUGGAUGGGGGAAUUUCUCGGCCUGUUCUCUUUGGCGAUCUCUGUGCUUCCAUUUGUUCCAAUGCUGCUGCCGCGUUGACAGGAAAUGCCACAGAUCUUGCAGAUGUGGCUGGUAGUAACCCUGAGAAUGCUUCUGCUACAGCUGCUGGCAGUGCAGGGUCGUCAGCCCAGCUUCUUCCUGCAGUGGCGAUGGCGGGAGCAGCAGCCGUGGUGGCUCACACUAUGGUGCAUGCGCUUUCUCUGGAGAUCACUCUUUCCCUAGGCGUGCAAUCCGCUGUUACAGCAGAGGAGGAUCUCGCUCGGGCAGCUGGAGGAGCGUUCCGAUUGGCUUCUGAGGCUGCCCGGCACGCCGGGCGGCUAGAAUUGGAAGCUUCUUGGGAAGCACUGGGAAUGGAUGGCAGCAGCAAGGGGGGGGUGAUUGGCAGUAGGGGCCCUCCCAAAGCCAGGCAUCUGCUCUUUGAGAGACAUGCAGCAAUGAAGCCUUUGGCUCAUGCCAAGAAGGUAGAGGCAGAGUGGAUGUGGGGUGGGGGCGAUGAGGAUGAGGAGGAAGGGGAUGAGGAGGAAGAGAAAGAGGUGGAGGAGGAGGGAGAGGGUAGGCGCAGCGAGAAUGUGGAGGGUAGAGGAAUUGGAAAAGGGGAAACUGGAAGGUUCAGUGGCAGAAGGAUCGGCAGCAGGUUCGCGGGGAGCAAGUUUGGGGGAACCAGGAGAGUGAACGUGGAGUUGCUUAUAGAGAGUGUGAAUAUAGCCGCAGAGCUGGCAUACCACAGCCAUAGAGUGCUGACCAAAUGCGUGGAGGGUGUGGGUUCCGGCUGGGUUGGGGAGGUCACAGAAGCUGCUCUUUCCGCACAGAUUAUUGACGCAACUGGAGGCUUUGCGUCUGAUUUGAAUAUGAGAGGAGGUGCUGGUGUGGUGAGGGUCUCUGCUACCAGUGGGGUGAGAGCAUAUGGGGAUGUGGAUAUGAGUGCACCCAUCCCUGUUCUCUCCGUGUUUGCAGUCAAGCUGCAGACACCUGCUGCUGCUGCUGCUGUGGGAGAGUCAGCAGCGUCGGCAGGAGGGGUACGGGGCGCAGGAGAGGGGGAUGGUAAGGUGCUGCAAGGAACAGACGAAGCUUCUGUCGCCACCCCAUCCCCCCUCCUCUCCUCCUCAUCUCCGUACCUUCCUCCGAGCUCCAGCUGUCACUCCGCCAUUCGUCCGACGCCCCAUGCUGACGUCAUCCUCCCCAUCCCUCUCUUCCUCUCGUCUUCUGAGGAGGAUCGGAGCAGCUUCGGCACGGACCCAACCCUGGAGCAUGUUUGGUGUAGCCCCAGCCUAGGGCCGAGCCACGAUCAGCCUCGGAUCAGCUCCGGACUUGACUUGGCUCGGGAGCAGGCUCGAAGCAGCCUUGAAAGUGGGGGCAGUGGGAACGAGAGGGGUGGGAGGGAGGGGAGGAAAGGAAGGGAGAAGGAGAAGGGGAGGGAGAGGAGGCGGAUGGAGUUAGUGACAGGAGGAGGUAGGGCGGAUACUGGUACGGCAUCUUUUGCAUCAGCUGUAUCAGCAGCAUCAGCAGUUUCAGCAGUUUCAGCAGCAUCAGCAGCAGCAGGAGCAGGAGCAUCGUCUAUUGAAGGUUCGGAUGGUGGAUCCAGGUUGAGAAGGGUGCAAUCCGGUGGGAGUCAAGGCAAGGAGAGCAUUGGCAGCAGGAAGGGGGGUGGGGAGGAGGGAGCGGGAGAAGGAGGGGUGUCAGCAGGGGGGAAGGGAGAAGGAGGAGGAGAAGCAAAGGCAGGAGAGAAGCUGGUUCGUGGUGGUUCGGGAGCUGGAGGUUCGGUAGGAGGCUCCCCAGCCGGAGGUCCGGUAGGAAGAGGCUCGGGAGCAGGCUCAGGAGCAGGAGGUGGGAGUGACACGGGCAGCUUGAAACUUAGCCUUGGUUCCCUCCUGGGAUCACAGGGUUCGGGCAGCUUGAAUGAAGCAAUAAAUCUUUUUUUGGAGGAACUGGAGGUUGGAGAGGGGCGAGGGGGGCGAGAGAAGAAGGGGAGGAAGGUGAGAAGGAAAGGUGGGGAGGGUAGCAUGGAAAAAGGGGGGAUGGAGAUGGGUGGUGGGGAUGCAGAUAUGCCUGCAGAGACAGAUGCAGAGUCAGAAACAGGAAUUGAGACUGAGAUUGAGAGUGAUGCUUGGAGUGUGUCUAUUGGGGGUUGGGGCUCGUCUGUUGGAAUUGGGGUGGAGGGAGAGGAGGAGAUGAGGGGGGAGUUUGAGGGGAGGAAACGGGGGGUUGGGGAGAGGAGUGGGCAGAGAGAGGGGAAGGGGGAGAAGGAGGAGAGUGGGAGAGAGGGUGGUUUGGGUGGGGGGGUGGAGGGAGGGACGGGUGGGGAGGGUGUGGAGGAGGAAGAUGAAGACGAGGAGUGGUAUCAAGAACUGCUGAAGAACAUGCGCGAUGUGGACUUGGGGUUUGGGAAAGAGGUUAUAGCAUCUGAACAAGAAGAAGGGGCAUGUGAGAGGGAAGAGACAACCACUGAGGAAGGAGUGAGGUCCUUUGGGCUUAGUCGAAGUUUAGUAAGGGGUCUUCUGGAGGAGGAAGGAGGGGAAACGGAGGAGAGCGGGAAACGGCAAGGGGCAAAUGAGCCGGGGCAGUGGGGGCAGUGGGGGCAGUGGGCGUGGGGGAGAAGGUUUCAGGGAGAAGAAAAGGGGAAGGAGAAGGGAGUGGGGGUGACAGGAGUGAUGGUGGCGAGACGAGCGAAGUGA
Molecule: messenger RNA, 10047 nt
Organism: Closterium sp. Naga37s-1
Lineage: Eukaryota; Viridiplantae; Streptophyta; Zygnematophyceae; Desmidiales; Closteriaceae
Source: the annotation of a GenBank genome assembly